AUGGCUCCAACAGCUAGUGAAAGGGCCCAGGCCAAGUUCUUUGCCGUGAUCGAGGAUCCUCGAAGAUACGACUCGUCGAACUUCAAGAACAGAGUCAUGAUCACGCGAACACCCUCUGGGGGUUCCGAGCUAACCAACAUUGUUAGUCGGCCGCCGCCGCGUCGGGGUAGCUCCAGCAGCCAGGGCUCUGUCGUCGAGCAACAGACUAUACGGAGCAGAAUCAAGACUUGGAUGUAUCCUCGAGCUGUUUAG
This is a messenger RNA of Colletotrichum graminicola M1.001, 252 nucleotides long. RefSeq lists its product as uncharacterized. Bases 1 to 252 code for a protein of 83 amino acids. The transcript has 2 exons. The record is from RefSeq and is a predicted model, not a curated record. NCBI's taxonomy places the organism in Eukaryota, Fungi, Ascomycota, Sordariomycetes, Glomerellales, Glomerellaceae.